GAGUAACAGCGGAGAGUCGGAGGUGGCCCGUGCCUGUGGCUACCCGUGACCGCCUGUGGCUCGAGCCCUGUGUAACUCGUCGCCGUUGUAACGUGACGCGCGCGCGAGAGGAGGUGCGUGUGCGAGAGGAGGACGCGUUACGCGCCCGGAGUUCGUUCGCCCGUUUUACCUCCGUUGUCCGGAGGUCGCCGCGCCGCCGCUGCCGCCGCCGUCGCGUUCAUCGGAAGCAACGGCGCGAGGUGCUCUGCCGCCGUCUCUCUUACUCGCUCCUCUCUCGUUUUCUUUCUUUCUCUCUCUCACACACACACAACACCACACACACCGCGCGCGCGCGCGCUCUCUCUCUCUCUCCUUCUCUCUUCCUCUCAUUCUCCGUUCCUUUUCCUGCCUCGAUCUUUCUCCCUCUCUCUCUCUCUCUCUCUUUCUCUUUCUCGUACACACGCGGAGUGUGAUCGGUACAGUGUGCGAUCAGUGCGACGUGAUACGUUCUCGCUCGUGGAUCGCCCUUCGCCUGUGCUUCUCGCGCGACAGAAUAGGUGCUCGCGCGUACGUCAUUGUGAAAAAGACUGUCAGGAGUGCCUUACUAAACUUCCUCCCCCCCUUGAGCUGUGGCUGUCGUACGACACACGUUCACCGUCACCGUCACGGCGAGAUCGUCCGAGUGAAGCAGGAGAGAAAGACGGGCAGAUAAGAAGAGAAAGAGAGAGAGAGAGAGAGGAGGAAGGAAAGAGAGAAAGAUAGCGCCUCGACGCUCGUCGGACGACAGAGUGAUACGGAGCGUGCGUAAAAUUGGCAUUAAUCGUGCACACGGCCACACGUAGCUCCCGAUAAUUCGCAGAGGCGACAAUAAGAGGGCCCGCCGUAAGGAUGCUGUACGCUUACGCGAAGAUCGAGAGGCCACGAGUCGUGUCACGAGCCUGCAGCAGCGUAACCAGCUGAGAAUGUCAGAGCAAAACGGGCCCAGCGAGGGCCCAGGGCCAGGACCCGGUUCGGACUCGAGCUGGUGGCCAACCACGCAGACUUGGAAGUCGUCAGCGGCCGCCUCGUCGUCGACUGCGUCGAUCCCGACUUCGGCGGCGGGCUCAGCGUCCGUCUCUGUCUCCUGCUCCGCGUCCAGCUCAUCCUCGACGAGUUCCUCCACCUCGAUCAACUCGUCCGCGACCUGUUGUCCCUCAUCGUGCAUCGGCGUGUCCUGCACGAUGAGCCCGAGCCGUUCCACGGAGACGGGGAAAAACGUGUCCGUCACCACGAUUAACGUACCGCCCAAUCAAGAAAUGCACGAUGGUAAAGGGGUAUGUAAAUAUCUCGGGGGCCAAAACGGCGUGACGGUGUCGGUGGUAUCGACCUCGGUACUGGGAUGCGGAAACGCGAAUGCCGUCCCGACAAGCGGAAUCUGCACGAAUACGGGGCCGCAUAGUAUCGGCAUCGGAAUUGGUGGCAUCCUCGCCGCGAACGCGGCCGACAUCGAUGAUCCCGAGGAUAGCGACGGUGAGAUUAGCAAGAUUGACUUUAGAGGCGUCAAUCUACGUUCGAAGAAGAAACGCGACGUAUCGGGUAAUCAGAAUGGCGACAAAAUCGGUGACGGAGACGCGAACGGCGACGGCGGGGGAUGCUGCGAUGACAAUUCGCAACAGCAGCCUGAGAGGCCUAUGUCGUGGGAGGGUGAACUAUCGGACCAAGAAAUGUCUUCCAAUACAAUUACUAAUCAGGACCACAACGAGGAAACGUCCAUGGAGGGGGUUCAAGUAUGCAGCACGAGUCCUGGGCCUAUGGAACAGAAGUUCCCAAUUAAGUCGGAGCCGGAUUUUCGAUCUAGCCCAGGUUUCACAAUAGGAUCCUUUCACGACGGUGGACUGCCCAUAACACACAAUCAACAAUUGCAGCAACAACAACAGCAACAACGCGGUAUCGAAAAUCUCGAACAGACUCAACAGAGCGACCUACCGUUGCUCGUAGGCAAGCUUCUCGGUGGAUACAACAACUCAACGCCUAACCACAGUCCUGUUCUCAAUCCGCGACAUCAUCUAACGAAACAUAGUCAUACUAGAUCGCAGGUGCCGUCACCAGAUUCCGCCAUUCAUUCUGCGUACAGCGUCUUCAGUUCACCGACACAGAGCCCUCACGCGGCACGGCACUCCGCCCUAGGAGCGGGUAGUCCGAUACCCUCCUCGUCAUUGUCCCUCUCUCGACACAGCUUCAACAACUCGACUUCCUCGUUAUCCCUGUCGCUGUCGCAUUCGCUUUCGAGGAACAACUCCGACGCUUCCAGUAGCUGCUACAGCUACGGCUCGCUUAGCCCGCCUACGCAUUCACCCGUCCAGCAGCCGAGACAUCCGCACUCGCACUCGCAGCAUCAUCAGCAUCAAGUGGCGCAAGGUAGUCCGCUGCAUCUACCAGCCUCGUCCGCCGUUGCCGCACAUCAUUACUCGUCCUCUUCCAUACCAGGCUCGGAAUUGUCGCCGGACGGCCAUCCCGUUGCGGAGGAUCAGGAAGACUGUAGGAUACCUUCAGCGCCGUCGGGUAUCUCCACCAGGCAACAAUUGAUAAACAGUCCUUGCCCGAUUUGCGGCGACAAGAUAAGCGGCUUCCAUUACGGCAUCUUUUCAUGCGAAUCAUGCAAGGGCUUCUUCAAGCGCACCGUCCAGAAUCGCAAGAACUAUGUGUGCCUUAGAGGCGCAGGCUGCCCGGUCACCGUGGCCACGAGGAAGAAGUGCCCGGCCUGCCGCUUCGACAAGUGCCUCAAUAUGGGUAUGAAGCUCGAGGCGAUCAGGGAGGAUCGUACCAGAGGCGGUAGAAGCACUUAUCAGUGCACCUAUACUCUGCCGGCAAAUCUCGUCGGCAGCCCUGCCGGCGGUAUGACCAGUGAGAAACUGACGACGGGCAAUUGCAGCCCGGCACCGGCCGGCAGCGAGCACCAUUAUUCCGUUAGGUAUCAUUCAAAUCAUUCUCACAAGAUGCAAGUAGUACCUCAACUUUUGCAAGAUAUCAUGGAUGUGGAGCAUCUUUGGCAUUAUAACGACAACGAUCGGGUAAGCGGCAGUGGAGGGAUACUUGGUAGUGCAAGGAAUGCCGGUGGUGAUAGUAUGCUGCUCGGCGGACCCGGAAGCGGCCUGGCGUCCAGCGGCACUGGAACCGCGACUGGUAUUGUCGCUGCCGGAAACAACGGGGGUGCAGUGGAAUGUUCGUCGAAUGACUCUGGCAAUGUCGAUACUAAUAGCAGAAGAGUAGAGACGGCGAGCCCCAUCGAUUCGACCUUAACGGGGGCGUCCGAUCAACAUUCCACAAAUGGCAAUAUCACUAAUAAUAGUAAUUCUCAAAUUGCCAGUAAUUCCAACGGUAAUUCGGCGCAGCAUCCAGACUUUCUAUCGAAUCUGUGCAACAUCGCGGACCAUCGGCUCUAUAAGAUUGUCAAGUGGUGCAAGAGUUUGCCAUUGUUUAAAAAUAUUUCCAUCGACGAUCAAAUCUGUUUGCUGAUCAACUCUUGGUGUGAGCUACUACUUUUCUCGUGCUGUUUUCGCAGCAUGAGCACUCCCGGUGAGAUAAGGGUAUCUCUUGGCAAGUCGAUUACUCUUGAACAAGCAAGACAGCUUGGUUUAGCGACUUGCAUCGAGAGGAUGCUCGCUUUUACCAACAAUCUGCGAAGACUGAGAGUAGACCAAUACGAAUAUGUUGCAAUGAAGGGGAUCGUGCUGUUAACUUCCGACACAAGCGAAUUAAAGGAGCCCGAGAAAGUCAGAGCUUCUCAAGAAAAGGCACUGCAAGCACUGCAGCAAUACACACUCGCGAGGUACCCGGAAAUGCCUGCCAAAUUCGGUGAACUAUUGUUGAGAAUUCCAGAUCUGCAAAGAACAUGUCAGGCAGGAAAAGAAUUGCUCAGUGCAAAACGCGCCGAGGGAGAAGGCAGCUCGUUUAACCUUUUAAUGGAAUUGUUGAGAGGAGAUCACUGAAUUGUCAGCACAGUGAACUAUGCCAUUCCACGCUUAUAGGGUCCAUAAGCUUAGGGAAUCGGAUAUUAAUAGAUAAUCGCAGAGUAAGAAAGAUUAGGAAAAAAAAGGGGCGGCAGAUGUAAGGUCUAUAGUGACAUUUAGUACUUGGUGAGGGGAUUGCAUUCUUCGUAAUUAGGACGCAUUAACGUAACAAAAGAUGAAAGGAAUUUUUUUAUUUUACACCGGAAUGCUUCCAUACAGGUUGUGCAUGUUCGCAUUCCUGUUUUUUUUUUUAAACAAACGAAUUUCGAAGCGGCCUACAAUGUAUGCCGGAUCCGUAUGUUCCGCAUACAGGUAGAUGCUAAUGAGACUGAAAGUUUUAUUGAGACGGAGACACGCAGAGCAUUUACUUUUACAAUGAUAAGCGUUGUAUAAAUACGGAGAUGGUAUCAAAUAGCAUUAAAAUGCUAAAUUCUAUUAGAUUGAUGUAAUCUAUUCGAGCGCGAGCUUUAUAGUGGCGGACGCGGAUCUAUAAGCAAAGUUGAUCUUUAAUUAGCGAUUAUAAUAUAUAGAACAACCAGUAUUGCGUAUCGUUCUGCGCUUACUUAAGAACAGAGCAUAGCCAUGCCUUAUCUAUCCCGGUUAUGAAAGUGUACUUAAAACUUAAUACAUCAGUCGACCAAUUGUCUACUUAUAGAGCAGUUAAUCAUGGAAUAAUUAGUUAAUAUGCUUAAUUAGUAUAUAUAUCGUCCACAGAAUAUGUGGUUUAUCGAUCACACAAAAUACAUUUUUUAUUCUCUUUAUAUGUUUUAACAGCUUGCCAACAAAGAAAAAAAAACGAAAAUUUCAGUUGGCAUAAAGUAUCGUAAAAAUUUCCAAAAUAACAUCAGCAAUACAUAUAGCUGCUAUCUUUUUUGUAAAUAUAUAUUUUUUUAAGGAAGGAUUGGCUAAUAUAUUUGGCUUUUCCGUUUUUAUUUGUAGAAAGAAUUUUAUUUUUAUUGAGUAUUAUCUAAAGCAUAAAAACAAAAUGGCAAAUUAGAUUAUAUGUUAUAUAUACAUGUUUAUAUAUUAUAUAUAUAUUUAUAUUAUAUAUUGUUUUACAUAUGUCUUCAUGAUCGUAAUAUAAUUUUCAGAAUUUAUUGGUUUGCGUUUCAUUUAAUCAAUGAUAAAUUUUAUUAAAGCUCCCAUUUUCUCAUUGCAAUUAUACGGAAUUAUGAUAUCGAAAUAAAAAGCGAAUUUUUUCCUUAUAUAAAUCGAAAUAAAUACAUUUUUUGCAUGCCAUCAUAUACGUU
Messenger RNA from Wasmannia auropunctata (little fire ant), 5218 nucleotides. RefSeq names its product nuclear hormone receptor FTZ-F1 beta (gene Hr39). Gene Ontology annotation, biological process: regulation of transcription by RNA polymerase II; hormone-mediated signaling pathway; tissue development. Gene Ontology annotation, molecular function: RNA polymerase II cis-regulatory region sequence-specific DNA binding; nuclear receptor activity; zinc ion binding. Lineage: Eukaryota; Metazoa; Arthropoda; Insecta; Hymenoptera; Formicidae. Gene Ontology annotation, cellular component: RNA polymerase II transcription regulator complex. The coding region runs from base 942 to 3947 and encodes 1001 amino acids. The transcript is spliced from 7 exons. The record is from RefSeq and is a predicted model, not a curated record.